Messenger RNA from Pieris rapae (cabbage white), 1262 nucleotides. RefSeq lists its product as uncharacterized. The record is from RefSeq and is a predicted model, not a curated record. The transcript has 7 exons. The coding region runs from base 610 to 1230 and encodes 206 amino acids. Lineage: Eukaryota; Metazoa; Arthropoda; Insecta; Lepidoptera; Pieridae.
CAUAAAAUGCAUUGAAUUACGAGAAUAUAACAAAAGCACAGGAUGGAGACCUAUGAACUUCUAAAUUGUAAUUGUGGUAAAAUAAAAUUGAAAUAUGAUAGUAAUUGCGCUGUUUAAUAUUUCUAAACGUUAACUAAAAUUCUUUUGUAUGUCUGGUAAUUGUUUGUUACCAAUUUAGAUCAGAGCUGAUACCAAAAUCGCGACUACUAUAUCUUUAAUAAGUUAUUUGUAACAAAUAAAUACCUAACAAAUUUAAAUCGUUUUCGUUAUACGGUAGGUACGUAUAAGUACUAUUUUAGUUGUAGUUAGUAAUGGCAAACUGAAUACAAUAGACGAAGAUCUUUUAAGUUUCUGAAUUAUAUAACAACACAUAUAAUUUUAGAUUAAGUAUCAAAAUAAUUAUAUUUUACAACGAAGCAUGACCAUAAGUCAUAAAAAUAUCUACUUGUUCUUUACAAGCAGGCUCCAGAAACCUAUCAUUUACUAGCAAGAGUACGACAUGAAAACAUUCUACAAAUUCAUACUACCAAUAUGUUUAAUAUUUUGUCAUCAACAGUUUGGUCUGUGUGUAAGAUUUAAAAAAUAUUUAAGAUCGCGAUUUUCAAGUGUAUGUAUGUAGGUAGCAUUAAUAUGUAUUUAAUGUUUAAGUUGAAUGAAUACGGGGAAAGCAUGGAGGCGAUUUCGAGAUCAUUUGAAGAAAGAGUGAGGAACAAACUUAACCAUGAGAUGAAAAGCCCUGGCACUUAUGGUUAUAAUCAUUUUAAAAUACCAAGUUAUUUUAAAGAUUUCGGCCGUCGAUUUGUUCUACAAUAUCCGUAUACCGAAAAAAAAGUCCCACUUAUUAAUAUUACGGACGAAGACAAUUUGCACAAGACUCUAAAGGAAUUCCUAUUGGAGAACGACUUAUACGAACAAUCAAUCACUCCAGUACAGGCACCGUCUAAUAUAGUAUUAGAAGUUGCUAGACAAUCAGCGUUACUCCAAGCUGCGACUCCAAUAAACCCUUCUGAUGAUGUCAUCCACAGAAAUAUACUUCGAACUGGUGACUAUUGGAACGAUGUUGUCGAAGAGCCUGUGAAUACAGAUUUAUUUUUACGAUCUAAACCUCCAACAAAGAUUAACUCAUUGAAUCUUCGAUUUCAACCAGGAUCUAAUUUGUACGACCUUGUUACCGAAUUAAAAAAGAUCUCACCACGAUUGCUGUAUGUUAUAAAUGAUGAUUCUGAUUAACUACUAUAACAAAGUGAAAUACAUAAAAUUUA